AUGCCAGAAUAUGAAUUGAUCUACUUUACCGCCGCCGGCAGAGCUGAGCCCAUUCGUUUGAUCUUGCAUUAUGGUGGAAUCCCAUUCAAAGAUACGCGCUUGGACAGCACCGAGUGGCAAAACUGGAAGGCGGACAGCAAAAGUGAGACUAAAAUCAUAUUUUAUGCCUCAGGCAUUUCCUUGUAAACCUUCGAAAAAAAUCCAAAAAAUUUCGGAAAAUUUGAAAAAUUUUUUCAGAAAUUCCAUUCGGUAUGAUCCCAGUUUUGCACAUUGAUGGCAAACCGUUGUGUGAGAGUCACACCAUCACUCGGUAUGUCGCCAAAAUUGCUGGCAUUGAUGGUGGUCCGGAUCCGAUAGAAGCGGCACAUAUUGACCAGGUCUACGAGAUGUGUAGGGCGUUCUAUGAUGCGACUGUCAAAUACUUUUUGAGUUGUUUGGGAUUCACGCAGGACGAAAAGGUAGGCAAAGGCGAGUGCCGGCUUUUUCGGGUCGACUACUGUUCGGGUCAAUACAAAAUUGAUCGAUACGAUGCGUAGGGCAAGUGUAUGCCUAGAAAAGGUUAUGGGAAGUGCCUACGAAGCCUGGCAAGACCGUUAUAGGAUUGAUCUAUAGCCUAGGCUUGACGAUUGUGCGUACAAAGCAACCGGUCUAUAACAGAAAUUUUUUUUGCUUCCUUGCGAUUUGUUAUGUAAUAUGUAUACCAAAAUUUGACCGUAAUUCGUUGACGCGUGAGAAAAAAUCACCAAAGCUAACCGGUUCCCAUACAAAAAUAUUCGUUUUCCCUAGCGACGAAUUGAUUUCCACAAGCCCCACCGUAAUAUGUUCAUACAUACUACAUAUACUCCCCGUACAAUGUUUUGACCCCCCUCCUAACUCCGUCCAAAGUGUACUAAUUCGGACCAAAUUUGGUAUGUAGUAUACUCACAGGCUAGUAACAAAAAAUAACAUAGCUGGACCUACCUUAUAGUUGAAUAUCAAAAUCUAGGGGCAAUUUUCAAAAAUCACCUUAAAAAAUCGAGGAAAAAGUUUUGACCCCCCUUAAAAAACUUUAGAUAUCGCCAGCGGAUGCCACCCGAACCUAUCGUAAUCGACGUCCCAUACCUGAAUACAGGUUAAUAUAUGGUUUUCCGUUGAAUUCUUCGUUGCAUUUGAGUAUUCAACGCGUUAAACCGUUUUUGAUGAAGACCUGCCCAAAAUUGUAAAAAUCUUGCCCUAGCGCUUUCCUAGAGCUCUAAAUUGGGUUUAUAUUAUGUGCUUUAGACCUGUAUUUACCUUCUCCUUUCAAUAAAAGUGCAUGGUGGCCUGGCGGUGUAGAUUCGGCAGAUACCCUCUUGUCAUGCCCAGCCUUGGUGAGCCAUUUGCUCUUUGACUCAAGGUCGAGAUGUGGUCGUUAGGUCCUCAAUGUAAUCCUGAGACUCCUAGUUACUCUCAGUAAUGUAAAAUGUUUUGAUUUGACACGUUUUGUAGUGGGUUUCAUUCACCUUAAUCUUAAGUUUGCCGUUACUGUAGAUGACCCCGAGUACUAUUACAUCCCCACCUCCCAUUUGGCGUUUCAUACGUCUCAAAUGAGUAUGGUGGGUGCUGUAGCGUCUUAAAUUACCUGGUCCAUCAAAUGAAAGCCGUCUUUGGUGGCUAAAAAUCCAUUUGAAAAACGCGGGUUUUUCGUUAAGGUGCAGAUCGGCGAAGUUGCGCCUGCAAACCAUAUGAGACCGUGUCAGCCGGAGUUUAUUCUUUGUUUGAGAGUAACUAGGAGUCUCAGGAUUACACUGAGGACCUAACGACCACAUCUCGACCUUGAUUCAAAGAGUAAAUGGCUCACCAAGGCUGGGCAUGACAAGAGGGUAUCUGCCGAAUCUACACCGCCAGGCCACCAUGCACUUUUAUUGAAAGGAGAAGGUAAAUACAGGUCUAAAGCACAUAAUAUAAACCCAAUUUAGAGCUCUAGGAAAGCGCUAGGGCAAGAUUUUUACAAUUUUGGGCAGGUCUACAUCAAAAACGGUUUAACGCGUUGAAUACUCAAAUGCAACGAAGCAUUCAACGGAAAACCAUAUAUUAACCUGUAUUCAGGUAUGGGACGUCGAUUACAAUAAUUUUGCGUGGCAUCCGCUGGCGAUAUCUAAAGUUUUUUAAGGGGGGUCAAAACUUUUUCCUCGAUUUUUUAAGGUGAUUUUUGAAAAUUGUUUCUAGAUUUUGAAAUUCAACUUUAAGGUAUGUCCUGCUAUGUUAUUUUUUGUUACUAGCCUGUGAGUAUACUACAUACCAAAUUUGGUCCGAAUUAGUACACUUUGGACGAAGUUAGGAGGGGGGUCAAAACAUUGUACGGGGAGUAUAUGUGCAUAUAUACAUACUAGCGAUAUUACCCAAUUUCAGGAAAAACUCUUCGAUGACGUCUUCUCGCCGAACGUGCAAAGGCACUUCAGCCACAUUCGGUCGCAACUCAGGCCGAGUGGGUUCUUCGGCGACAAGCUCACGUACGCGGACCUUUACUGGUCUUUGGUGAUCACAUUCUACAAUAAAUACCAUCCCGAAAUCAUUCAAAAAUACCCGGAAUUCUUGGAGCAGGCCCGAAAGGUUGACGCACUGCCGCAACUCCAAGAUUACCUAAAAUCAAGGCCGGAGACCAAGUUCUAG
Molecule: messenger RNA, 2631 nt
Organism: Bursaphelenchus xylophilus (pine wood nematode)
Lineage: Eukaryota; Metazoa; Nematoda; Chromadorea; Rhabditida; Aphelenchoididae
Source: the annotation of a GenBank genome assembly